Messenger RNA from Saccharomyces mikatae IFO 1815, 828 nucleotides. RefSeq names its product transcription factor MCM1 (gene MCM1). Gene Ontology annotation, molecular function: RNA polymerase II cis-regulatory region sequence-specific DNA binding; protein dimerization activity; DNA-binding transcription factor activity, RNA polymerase II-specific. Lineage: Eukaryota; Fungi; Ascomycota; Saccharomycetes; Saccharomycetales; Saccharomycetaceae. The record is from RefSeq and is a predicted model, not a curated record. The transcript has a single exon. The coding region runs from base 1 to 828 and encodes 275 amino acids. Gene Ontology annotation, biological process: positive regulation of transcription by RNA polymerase II.
AUGUCUGACAUCGAGGAGGGUACGCCUACCAAUAACGGGCAACAGAAGGAGAGAAGAAAGAUAGAAAUCAAGUUCAUCGAGAAUAAAACAAGGCGCCAUGUGACUUUUUCAAAGAGGAAACAUGGUAUUAUGAAGAAGGCUUUCGAACUAUCUGUGCUAACAGGCACACAGGUACUGCUACUUGUUGUUUCAGAAACUGGUUUGGUAUACACUUUUAGCACGCCAAAAUUUGAACCUAUAGUCACGCAGCAAGAAGGUAGGAACCUGAUCCAGGCCUGUUUAAAUGCCCCUGAUGAUGAAGAGGAAGACGAUGAGGAAGACGGCGAAGAUGAUGAUGAUGACGAUGAAGAAGAUGGUAAUGAAAUGCAACGUCAACAACCGCAGCAACAACAGCAACAAGUAUUGAAUGCACAUGCGAAUAACUUAGGUCACCUGAAUCAAGAUCAGGUACCGGCAGGCGCGUUAAAACAGGAGGUUAAGUCACAAUUGUUAGGCGCCAAUCCUAAUCAAAACUCAAUAAUUCAGCAGCAGCAACAUCACACUCAGAACCCGCAACAACAGCAGCAGCCUCAGCAGCAGCAACAGCAACAGCCUCAGCAAAUGCCACAGCAUCCUCGACCACAGCAGGGAAUAGCACAUCCGCAGCAGUCACUGCCACAGCAACAACAGCAGCAGCAACAGCAGCAACAACAGCAACAACAGCCCCUCACCGGUAUUCAUCAACCUCAUCAGCAGGCUUUUGCUAACGCCGGCUCUCCCUACCUGAAUGCCGAACAAAACGCAGCCUACCAACAGUACUUCCAAGAGCCGCAACAAGGCCAAUAUUAA